AUGGGUUUCAAUUUCAACGAGAAAAUUCACAAUGCCAAUGUGGCAAUCGCCAAAUCCUUCGUCGGACGGCGAUUCCAUUUGGAAGGGUCGGGCCACCGUCGCGAACGAAAGGGAUCAUUCUUCUUUACAGAAAUCCGUGCUGGUCUAGCCACCUUUUUCGCAAUGGCAUAUAUUAUUUCGGUCAACGCCACCAUCGUCUCUGAUUCUGGUGGAACUUGCGUCUGUCCGCCUGACAGCCCCGAUCUCUGCCUUUCCGACUCCGAUUACAUGCUCUGCGUCGCCGAAGUCAAGCGCGAUUUGGUUACCGCUACCGCCGCAAUUGCUGCUCUCACCACUUUCUGCAUGGGUCUCUUCGCAAAUAUGCCUAUUGCUCUGGCUCCGGGUAUGGGUCUUAACGCUUACUUCGCAUACACUGUCGUCGGCUUCCACGGAUCAGGCUUGGUGCCCUAUCAAGUUGCAGUCACCGCCGUUUUCGUCGAAGGUUGGGUCUUCGUUGCUCUCACAAUCUUUGGUUUGCGACAAUGGUUGGCUCGUGCUAUUCCCAAGUCCAUCAAACUCGCUACCGGUGUGGGUAUUGGCCUGUAUCUGACCUUGAUCGGUUUGACUUAUAGCGCUGGUAUUGGUGCCGUCACCGGAGCCACUGCUGUUCCCCUCGAGCUGGCUGGCUGCAAACCUGAAUUCAGAGACGAAUCGGGUAUCUGCCCCCCUGGCGAACGAAUGCGCAACCCUACCAUGUGGCUUGGUAUCUUCUGCGGUGGUUUCAUCACCGUCUUCUUGAUGAUGUUCCGUGUCAAGGGUGCCAUCAUCUUUGGUAUCUUGCUCGUUAGUAUCAUCUCCUGGCCCCGUGGAACUCCGGUUUCCUACUUCACAUAUACUCCCCUUGGAGACGACAAUUUCGACUUUUUCAAGCAAGUCGUCACAUUCCAUCCCAUCGGACGGGUUUUGGCCGUUCAGGAGUGGAAUGUUUCCGAGUAUGGUGGUCAAUUUGGCCUUGCCUUUAUCACCUUCCUCUACGUCGAUAUCUUGGAUUGCACGGGUACACUAUACUCCAUGGCUCGAUUUGCUGGCGCCAUCGAUGAAAGGACUCAAGAUUUCGAAGGUUCUGCUGUGGCCUACAUGGUUGAUGCAAUUGGUGUCUCCAUCGGUUCACUUUUCGGCACGCCUCCAGUCACCGCAUUCAUCGAAUCUGGUGCUGGUAUUUCCGAAGGUGGCAAGACCGGAAUCACUGCCAUGGUCAGCGGCCUCUGCUUUUUCAUCGCCAUCUUCUUCGCUCCUAUCUUCGCCUCAAUUCCUCCCUAUGCCACUGGUACCACCUUGAUCAUUGUUGGAUCUCUGAUGGCCAAAUCUGCGGCAGACAUUAACUGGCGUUACAUGGGAGAUGCCAUCCCGGCCUUCCUUACCAUUACCAUCAUGCCCUUCACAUACUCGAUCGCCUACGGCCUGAUUGCCGGCAUCGUCUCUUACAUUGUCAUCAACACCGGAAUCUGGCUAAUUGAACUUGCUACCGGCGGCCGACUCAAACCUGCCGACAAGGAAGAAAAGGACUUCUGGACUUACAAGAUCGAAGGUGGUAUCUUGCCUGGAUGGCUCACCAGAGCUGCCAAGGGCAAGAAGGACUUCUGGAGACCCUACGAAGAUGUCGAGCACAACACCGGCCCCAUUGGAACCCACCUUGAUGGACAAGAAGCUAAGAACGAUUUUGACAAGGGCCCAGAGACCCCAGCUACUGUCAUCAAGGACCGAGAGGAUUCGUCUUCCGACGGAGAGAAGGCCAAGCCAAACUAGGAU
Exophiala mesophila is the source of this 1788-nucleotide messenger RNA. RefSeq lists its product as uncharacterized. Gene Ontology annotation, molecular function: purine nucleobase transmembrane transporter activity. Lineage: Eukaryota; Fungi; Ascomycota; Eurotiomycetes; Chaetothyriales; Herpotrichiellaceae. Gene Ontology annotation, biological process: transmembrane transport. Gene Ontology annotation, cellular component: plasma membrane. The coding region runs from base 1 to 1785 and encodes 594 amino acids. The transcript has 3 exons. The record is from RefSeq and is a predicted model, not a curated record.